Messenger RNA from Ochlerotatus camptorhynchus, 1775 nucleotides. RefSeq lists its product as uncharacterized. NCBI's taxonomy places the organism in Eukaryota, Metazoa, Arthropoda, Insecta, Diptera, Culicidae. The record is from RefSeq and is a predicted model, not a curated record. The coding region runs from base 38 to 1744 and encodes 568 amino acids. The transcript is spliced from 3 exons.
UCCUUAUUGAUAACUUAAUAAAAAAAAGUUUUUUAAAAUGCCAACCAACAACAGGGGUGGCCAGCCACCAUCCGAUGACGAUGAUGACUUUUUCAAGCCAACUCCCAACUCAACUCUGGCGAAAAUAUUUGGCAUUGCAAAGGGGAAGACUGCUUCUACGAGGAAUUCGCCGGAAAUCGUAUCUAGCGCUACCAAACCCACGGCGAGCAAAGUCUCGGAUCGCUAUGGGGCGUCAUCAUUUCGAUAUGUUCCACCGCAGGAGGUGGUAGAAACCCACUCAGAUGGAGAAACAUCGGCAAAUAAAUCCUCUGCAGAGUGGAGUCUGGUUCAAGCUUGUGUAGUUACCGCCUACAAACUUGUUAAUAACACGAAUACAACGCAGGGGAAGCUGGGUUUAGCUUUGCUCAAUUCCGGUUCUGAAUUCAGAAUUUUGAUUUAUCGAACGAAAACGGACGCUGUUGCAACUUUGAAUCUAGCUUCCUCCAGUAAGCUUUUUCUCAAAAAUGAAUACCUGCAAUUUCGAAGCGACGACGAAAGUUUCUGGAGCGUAUUGUUUGAAAAUCCUGCUGAACGGGAUCGUUUACUGAGAACAAUUAAAGAUGUAUGCACUAUAGAAAAAGAACAACAGCAUCGAGUUCCUCCGGUACCUGCUUCACGGACCAUUCCGAUCGUAGAGGAACCAGACUCGGACAUAGAGCAAAGCAAAGCUAGUCUCAUCUCUAGAAUGGCUCGAGUUGGUCAGUCAAUUUUACCACAGGAUAAGCCUCUAUCAACGACGGAAGUGAGCGAUUCCUCCGAUACGGAUGCACGCUUCGAAACUAUUCCCCGUUCAAACAUUCCCCCUCAUCGACGAGCUGCAAGCGGAGGUAGCGGAAAAAUUCAACCCGUAUCGAUGGGAAUGCAAAUGGUUCCUUCUGCUGCGAAUGCCCUGACGACGGCCAUUGCCGGACAAAACAUGCUACACACGGCUACCGAUGUAAACUUUAAUUUGUUCAUGACCGAGAAUCGAAUGCAAGGUACCGAGGUACGUAUGAAUCUGUCCAAAUUGGAAUCCAAACUGGAUCGGGUGUUGGACAAAAUCGAUUGCAUAAACUUGAAUAGCGGUGGGGGCUCGGCUGAGAAAUCCGCGAUUGAUAAGGAUGAGGACAUUUUGGCACUGGAGGAGAAAAUAUUUGAGCUCAAGAAGGAAAAUCAUGCUUUAAAAGGAAAGCUGCGAACUAUGGAAGCGGAAACUAGUUUUAGGAAGAAUGAUGCAGUUCUAAGGCAACAAUUAACUGAAUCGGAAAAGUGUUGCAAAGAAUUCGAGGAAAAAGUAGCCGCACUUCAGGAAGAUUUAGUAGCGAAUCGUUAUAGAAGUGAUUUAGAUCUUAAAGAAAUUGAAAGAAUAAAAGGAGAAUUUGAUACAAAGAAUCAAUUGAUAGCGGAAAAAGCCAAAGAAAUCUCUCUACUGACUAACCAAAUAGGGGAAGCCCAAAAGAGAGAGACAUUAUCGAAUGAGAAAAAUUCACUAUUGAUGAAGCAAAUAGAGGAAUUGCAAAAUACAGCAAAGAACAUGGAAGAACUUAAAAGUUUACAACCGAAAGCUACCAGCUCCGAGUCGUUGGAUGAUCUUGUAAAAGCCAUUAUGAAUAGCUGCUUCCAGCGAAUGUCCGAGCAGAUAGACGAUGCUAGGACAUUGAAAAUUAUAGGCAACGCUAUUAAGCAGGAAACGAAAGCCGCCUUGGCUCGACGGCAAACGAAAUAAAAUGUGAAAAAGUUGUUAAAGUUUAACACUA